Molecule: messenger RNA, 941 nt
Organism: Salvia hispanica
Lineage: Eukaryota; Viridiplantae; Streptophyta; Magnoliopsida; Lamiales; Lamiaceae
Product: NADH dehydrogenase [ubiquinone] flavoprotein 2, mitochondrial-like
Biological process (GO): mitochondrial electron transport, NADH to ubiquinone
Cellular component (GO): respiratory chain complex I
Molecular function (GO): NADH dehydrogenase activity
Source: RefSeq, a predicted model, not a curated record
UCAAAUCUCUCUCAUUUCUUAUUUCACCGCAGAAUCCUUCCGAUUCAACGGAAAAAUGCUGCGCCGUCUCGCCGCCCAGCGCAUUCUUGAGCUCCGUCAAGCAUUACGUCAUCCACAGGCAUCGCGAUCCUUCUCAACUGCGCUUAACUAUCAUCUUGAUAGUCCGGAUAAUAAUCCAGAUCUUCCAUGGGAGUUCUCGGGAAAGAACAAGGAAAAGGUUAAGGAGAUAUUGUCUCACUAUCCUUCAAACUAUAAGCAAUCUGCUGUCAUUCCUUUGCUUGAUCUUGCACAACAGCAACAUGGAGGUUGGCUCUCGGUUUCAGCAAUGAAUCAUGUUGCUAAGAUCAUUGAUGUUCCUCCAAUUCGUGUAUAUGAGGUUGCAACCUUCUAUUCGAUGUUCAACCGAACAAAGGUUGGAAAAUACCACCUAUUGGUAUGUGGUACCACACCUUGCAUGAUCCGCGGUUCUAGAGAAAUUGAAUCAGCACUAUUGAGUCACCUAGGAGUUAAGCGCAAUGAAGUAACUAAGGAUGGACUUUUUUCUGUUGGAGAAAUGGAAUGCAUGGGAUCUUGUGUAAAUGCUCCAAUGAUCACUAUUGCUGACUACUCCAGUGGAUCCGAGGGAUAUACCUAUAAUUAUUACGAAGACAUUACUCCGAAGAGAGUUGUCGAGAUUGUGGAGGCCCUCAGAAGAGGGGAAAAGCCUCCACAUGGCACACAAAAUGCCAACCGCAUAAACUCUGGACCGGAAGGUGGGAACACUACAUUGUUAGGUGAGCCUAAGCCUCCUCCAUGCCGGGACCUUGAUGCCUGCUGAACAAGGUGAUUUUGACGUUAUUCUUGCAAAUAAUGAUAUGAAGAGUUAUUGACAAAUUCGGAGCAUUUGUACGAUGUAAGCUGUCGAUUUUACUCAAAAUGAAUGUCAAAAUUAUGUUUCUUCU